GCGCCCCUCCAUGGAGAUCGCAACGCCCCUCCCAGUCACAGCCCUCGGCCGAUCCAGCCAACCCUCUCUGACGAGCUCUAUCAAAGCUUUACCAGAUCAGAUCCUCCAUCAGCCGUUUGGUGGUGUUUUCUUUUUCGGUGAAGACUGAAGGGGGAGGAGGUUUCGAGUUUUUUUCACGGUCCAUCGGAUAAAUCGAUGGCUCCGAUCAGUCUCUUGUUUGUUUCUUCCUGCUUUCACUAGUUAGGGUUUAUGAUUGCUCGUGUAUUCGUGGGCGGGAGGGCUCGUGCUUGAUGGUUCUUAGUUGAUUUUGACGGGAACCAGGUGCUGGAGACCUCGAGGCUAGUUGCGGUGUCUGCUUUUGGAAAGAAGAUGGAGACAGAUGCUGCAGUUACGAUGGAUUGGAAGGACCUUCCUGCGGAGCUGCUGCGGAGAAUCCUUUCGCUUGUAGACAGCAAUGGCGCCAUGCAGAUUGAGGUGGUAGCCUCAUGUGUUUGUACUGGUUGGAGAGAUGCCAUCGGACUUACGAAUCUCUCAUUAUCAUGGUGCAACAAAGACAUGAACAUUCUUGUGCAGUCACUUGUGCCCAAGUUCCCACAGCUUCAAGUUUUGACUCUUAGACAAAAUUAUGUUCCACAACUUGAGGACAAUGCUGUUGAGAUAGUUGCUAAAUACUGUCAUGAAUUGCAGGAACUAGACCUUAGCAAAAGCCUAAGGCUGACUGACAGAUCUUUGUAUGCACUAGGCAACGGCUGUCCUUACCUAACAAAACUAAAUAUUAGUGGAUGUUCUGCUUUCGGCCACUCUGCCCUUGCAUAUCUUGCUAGUUGCUGUGUAAAACUGAAAAAGAUGAAUCUCUGUGGAUGUGUUAGAGCUGCAACUGACACAGCUUUGCAGUCCAUAUCGCAUCAUUGCAGCCAAUUACAGUCUUUGAAUUUGGGUUGGUGUGAAAGUGUCACUGAUAAAGGAGUAACCAGUUUAGCAUCUGGAUGCCCUGAUCUAAGGGAUUUGGACUUGUGUGGCUGUGUGCUCAUUACAGACGAGAGCGUGAUUGCACUAGCGAAUUGUUGCCUGCACCUGAGAUCUCUGGACUUGUAUUACUGCCAGAACAUCACCGACAAAGCUAUGUAUUCUCUGGCAAAUAACAGCAGCAAGAGCCGACUUGGGUAUUGGCAAAGAAGCAGCAGCAGCAGCAAUGAAGAAGGGUUGAUGAACCUCAACAUCAGUCAGUGCACAGCCUUAACAGCUUCUGCAGUUCAAGCUGUUUGUGACUCAUUUCCAUCACUGCAUACCUGCCUUGAGAGGAAUUCGCUCAUCAUCAGUGGCUGUCUCGGCCUCACUUCUGUGCAUUGUGCCUGUGCUGUUCGUGCUAACCAUGCCGAGGCAACUGUGUUAGCUGAUCACCAUGCUCCUUACUGAACAGGUUGGAAUGUAAUUAGCUAGCCUUGGGUAACUUGUUUGUUUCUUGCACUGGGGGUGUAUGUUGGUACUUAGGAAUCUAUGUAUGUUUGAUGCUAUGUAGCUGUGUUAUCUGUUGCAACCAAAUGCACUUGAUAUCUAAAAUAAUUUCCAACCCAA
This is a messenger RNA of Zingiber officinale, 1575 nucleotides long. RefSeq names its product F-box protein SKP2A-like. Gene Ontology annotation, molecular function: protein binding. The record is from RefSeq and is a predicted model, not a curated record. Lineage: Eukaryota; Viridiplantae; Streptophyta; Magnoliopsida; Zingiberales; Zingiberaceae. Gene Ontology annotation, biological process: SCF-dependent proteasomal ubiquitin-dependent protein catabolic process. The transcript is spliced from 5 exons. Gene Ontology annotation, cellular component: SCF ubiquitin ligase complex. Bases 370 to 1416 code for a protein of 348 amino acids.